UGUCACUUUAGAAUAGUAUGAACGUACACGUUCCUUUAUCACAUUCCUAUCUAAUAAAUUGACGAAGAAAAUAUCAUAAAACUAAUUACAUCGUGUUCAUUAGUGAUGAACAAGAUUAAUCUUUAAAGGUCAAGCAACCCUCCACGUUUUCUCAAAGUUUCAGAUCUCCUAAAUCUCACAAUCGGCAAGAACAAUGAACAAACCUGAAGAAGAAGCUUCACUUCUUGAAGAUUACGUCAGCGAUUCCGUCGACCACCGUGGAAGUCCCGCCGCAAAAUCAUCCACCGGCGGAUGGAGAUCCGCCUGGUUCAUCAUAGGUGUUGAAGUUGCAGAGAGGUUCGCCUACUUUGGAAUAGCUUGCAACUUGAUAACUUACCUAACCGGACCUCUCGGACAAUCGACAGCAACCGCCGCCGUCAACGUGAACACGUGGUCGGGAACCGCCUCCAUGCUUCCUAUUUUAGGAGCUUUUGUGGCAGACGCUUAUCUUGGCCGUUACCGUACAAUUCUUGCAGCGUCCCUCAUCUACAUACUGGGACUAGGACUAUUGACAUUAUCAGCUUCCUUGAUCCCUACGGGAGAGUCAGAGCAGCGCAUCAAUGUUUCUGCUAAGCCCUCUUUCUCGGUGAACGUACUUUUCUUCUGCUCUCUUUAUCUUGUCGCGAUAGGACAGGGAGGACACAAGCCAUGUGUUCAAGCGUUUGGCGCGGACCAGUUUGACUCGGGAGAUACAAAGGAAGUGAUCUCGAGAGGAUCGUUUUUCAACUGGUGGUUCUUGAGUUUAUCUGCUGGGAUAAGUCUAUCGAUCAUAGUGGUUGCGUACGUGCAAGAUAACGUUAGCUGGGCGUUUGGGUUUGGGAUCCCUUGCUUGUUCAUGGUUAUGGCUCUUGUUAUGUUUUUGCUCGGGAGAAAAUCCUACAGAUACCCUAAGGGAAACCAAGAGGAGAGCAAUAACGCUUUUGCAAGAAUCGGUAGAGUUUUCUUUGUGGCGUUUAAAAACCGGAAACUGAGUUUAACGGAUUCGGGUUUAGGACAAGGUCUUUUGGAGGAUGGUCCGUCUGAGAAACAUAGCGGUCGGCUCGAUUUCCUAGCCAAAGCGAUGAUUGCAAGGGAAGACGGUGCAGAGCCAUGUAGUGGUAGGGAUGUGGAAGACGCGAAGGCUUUGGUGAGGCUUAUUCCGAUAUGGAUCACAUCGGUGGUGAGCACGAUUCCGUAUGCUCAGUUCAUGACAUUCUUCACUAAGCAAGGUGUUACGGUGGACAGAAGAAUCUUACCGGGUUUGGAAAUUCCUGCGGCUUCUCUGCUGUCAUUCAUCGGUGUAUCGAUUCUCAUCUCCGUCCCGUUCUACGAGCAUGUGUUUCUACCGUUAGCUAGAAUGAUCACCAAAAAGCCUUUUGGGAUCACAAUGCUCCAGAGAAUAGGAGUUGGAAUGGUGCUUUCGAGCUUCAACAUGGUGCUCGCUGCAUUGGUGGAAACUAAACGGCUGAAUAUCGCUAGGGAACACGGGCUCGUGGACAAGCCGGACGUGACGGUUCCAAUGUCCAUAUGGUGGUUUGCUCCUCAGUAUUUGUUGCUCGGGAUGAUCGAUGUGUUUUCUUUGGUGGGAACUCAAGAGUUUUUCUACGACCAAGUCCCAACGGAGCUAAGGAGCAUUGGACUCUCGCUUUCUUUGAGUGCAAUGGGUCUUUCGAGCUUCUUGAGUGGUUUGCUCAUCACCGUGAUUGAUUGGGCUACCGGAAGAAACGGUGGAGAAAACUGGUUCAACACUAACCUGAACCGAGCCCAUGUUGAUUACUUUUACUUGUUGCUGGCUGCUUUCACGGCCAUUUCUUUCAUUGCGUUCUUGUUCAUCUCCAAGUUGUAUGUGUAUCGUCGAGUAGACCAAGUCUAAGAAUUCACAAAAGAAGUUUUCUUUUUUUGACAUUCAUAUCAUAGUUUGUGGUUCUAA
Molecule: messenger RNA, 1948 nt
Organism: Raphanus sativus (radish)
Lineage: Eukaryota; Viridiplantae; Streptophyta; Magnoliopsida; Brassicales; Brassicaceae
Product: protein NRT1/ PTR FAMILY 5.15
Exons: 4
Coding region: 194-1891 (565 amino acids)
Biological process (GO): transmembrane transport; dipeptide transport
Cellular component (GO): membrane
Molecular function (GO): dipeptide transmembrane transporter activity; tripeptide transmembrane transporter activity
Source: RefSeq, a predicted model, not a curated record